Molecule: messenger RNA, 363 nt
Organism: Pieris macdunnoughi
Lineage: Eukaryota; Metazoa; Arthropoda; Insecta; Lepidoptera; Pieridae
Source: the annotation of a GenBank genome assembly
AUGGGUGAAACAUGGCUUUACUAUAAUGACCCGAAUACGAAAAAACCUUACGCCCAUACAUUGGAAGAGUCAUCUCCAACUUCGAAGAAAUUUAAGUCCCAUGGAAUUCAGACGCAUGAAUUGCGAAUAAUUCUUCAGAGCGUUCCCCAUGAUAAAUGCGGUAGAAGGUGCGGAGGGAAUCAAAAUCUCUACGGAAAGCUAAAGGAUCAAGCCGAUCGGAAGGACAAAGAUCGGAUCAUCCGCGAGUCGAGCUGCCCUGCGUUGGAUGCGAUCCAAUGGAACGAAAUGGUACUGGAGAUCUCCCGCCCAGAGGAGGAAUCCUCAUGGAGAAAGUACACAACGACACAACAGCUACACAAAUAG